This is a messenger RNA of Dendroctonus ponderosae (mountain pine beetle), 14998 nucleotides long. It is a transcript of the gene HERC2, whose product is annotated as E3 ubiquitin-protein ligase HERC2. Gene Ontology annotation, molecular function: ubiquitin-protein transferase activity; zinc ion binding. Lineage: Eukaryota; Metazoa; Arthropoda; Insecta; Coleoptera; Curculionidae. The record is from RefSeq and is a predicted model, not a curated record. Gene Ontology annotation, biological process: protein ubiquitination.
AAGUAGUGGGAAGUUUCGGCCAAUGCCCUUUGGAUUGUUGAGUUUAUUGUCAAAAUCAGCUGUUGUUAUUAGAAAACUGACAAAACCUUGAGCAGUAUCGAACCGAAACCAUAUUAGUUUGAAAAAAUGGUUUCAAGAGGCAGGAAACGGGGCUUAGUUUAAGUUUGCCGGUAAAUAAUGGGACGAGGAGACAUCCAGCUGAGGGCACAGCCCCGGCUGGACCUGCAAUGGUUGAAAAUGAAUGUGGAGAGCAUUUUCCAUAGCAAUGAAAACUUGGUGAAUACUUGGAAUGCCUUGAUCUCAGAUGGAGAGGUCACAGGAAACUUUUCUCCUGGCCUGCUUAACUCUGCUGGAGUGAUGGCAAAGGAGGGUGAAUUUGGAAAAUUUUAUUGUGGACAGAGGGUUCUAACUUGCACCUGUUGUGAUGGAAUCUGUGGGCCACUAACCGGCUGCAAUUGCCCUCCAUGUCAGAAUCUGGACGCUGAAAAGACCGCUUUAUCAGCUGCAAAGAAGGAAAAAUUGCCACUUGCGAGCACUCAAUUGAACCAGUGGGCGUGGGGCCCGCAACCGACUCCGGAGGAAUUAAGGCAGUGCAUCCAGAGUUUGAAUUGCGAACAGUCCAUGCUUUGCUCUGAGGCUGCCGAUUCUACUUUAUCUUCCACCCAUUUACACUACAAGCUCCUGAUUCUGAAAAGAUAUUUUAUUGCCCUCAACCGCAUGCCUUAUUAUGGGGAAAAGGAAACUUUAACUCAAAGUGCCAGAGUGGCGAGUAAUGUUAAAGAAAGUUCCAACUCGGACAAAGAUAGCAGUACAAAAUCCAGAAAGGUUUCGCAGCUCGACCCUGUUGUUGUACUAGCUCGAGUGGGCUCUAGGGCUGCCUUGAAUUUUGCCUUUGCAUUUUUAAGGCGAGCCUGGCGAGUUGGUGAAGAUGCUGAUCUUUGCACGGAACUUUUGAUCGAAUCUCUUGAAGCACUGAGGAUCUUGCCUCCUUGCACGCUGUAUGAUAAAAAUAACGUUUCUCCCGUGUGGCUGGAAGUUAUGGAAAAAUCUUCAACGUUUUUAAGACAAGUAGUGGAAGGAGAAAUAUCGGGCGGUUCCAGGCCACAAUGUCCCAUACCGUUAGAGGAUCAACACACCUCGUUAAACAUACUUCUGGAGUUUGCUUUGCAACGGGGCGUCUUAAGCGGAAUUUUGGACAUGGUCCUUCUAAUGCUGAGUUUGUGGGAGAAAACCGUGCAUCUUCUAGAUAACAAGGCAUCGCUUCAAACGGCCAGCGCCCCUUUAUUGUCUUUUCUGCGUCGUUUUUCCGAAGUUCCACUUGUCGCGUCAAUAUUCCAAGACCAGCAGACAAAGGAGUCCCAGCCGUCUUGCACGGCAUUGUUCCUGGACAUGCUCGAUUUGCCUGCUGAUGAACGAGUGGAAAUUGAUUUGAGGCAAGCGGCCGUUUACAUCAUGUCGCGCUUGGACCGCCUCGCUAAGCCCCAUAUGCCCCCUCUAUCUUUUAACAAGUCAUUACAGCAGAAAAACGGGCAACGAUUGUGGGCUUGGGGCUCGCUAAACUGGGCUCCUAAUCCCGGGCCCCAAGGUUGCGAAUAUUUGGCCGAGCUGGGAAUCAGGCAGAUGAAGUGCAGUGAAAGGGGGGUGCUGCUAUUGACAUGCUCUGGCUCAGUGUAUUUUGUUUAUUACACCUCGGAGACUCAGUGUCCGCAGCAGAUUGAGACUCUGAAAGAGAAGCAAAUUCAGCUAAUUGCCGCCCAUGUUGAGGGCAAACAUUACAUGGCGCUAGAUCGACAUGGGGUGGUGUAUUCCUGGGGAUCAGGAGAUGGAGGUCGUCUAGGCCAUGGAGACACCUUAGCCAAGGAGGAACCCGCAGUCAUCGAAGCGCUCUGCGGAACAAAAAUCAUCGCUAUCGAAUGCGGAGCCACUUACAGUGCGGCAAUUUCGUCCAAUGGCUAUCUGUACACUUGGGGACGUGGAAACUACGGCCGUUUGGGCCAUGGCACUUUUGAGGACGUCCUUAUACCCACUCCAAUAACCUCAUUGGCUGAACAUCAUAUAGUUGCUGUAGCUUUAGGCUCAGGUGAUGCUCAUUCUUUAUGUGUAACAGCGCAAGGGCUCGUUUUGAGCUGGGGCGACGGCGAUUAUGGGAAACUUGGAAGAGGAGGCGCUGAGGGCAGCAAAGUGCCUAGGAUUAUCGAGCAGCUUCAAGAUGUGGAGAUUGUAAAUGUUUGGUGUGGGCCCCACUUUAGCGUGGCUUUAUCCAAAGAAGGGAAAGUGUACACUUGGGGGAAGGGCGAAGGAUGGAAACUGGGCCAUGAAAGCGAGGACAAUGUGAGAAAGCCGGAGCUGGUGGAAGCUUUGCAAGACAAAGCAGUUGUAUUUGUCGCUGUUGGAAUAUCCCAUUGCUUGGCGUUGACGUCCGAUGGUGUGGUUCUGGGAUGGGGCAAAAAUGACAACAGGCAAAUAGCCGAUACCAGCGAAGCCUUCAUUCAGCAACCGCGAGUGAUUGAGAGCCUUAAAGGGCAUCAGAUCGUUAACAUCGCUUGCGGUCCCAUGCAAAGCUUUGCCUGGACUGACGUGAACAAUUUUACGCCUCUCACUGAGAUACCCUUUGUCAUGGACUUGUGUGAAAACACCUUCAAGUAUCUGGAUCAGCUUCUCAGCGUUGUUACUGUCCCACCGCCAACAAGUCAAGACAAAGAGUGCAUUGCUGUAUCGGCUCUGAACCUGCUGCAAAUCCAACUUCACAGCGUGAUAAACAAUCGCAUCGACCCAAAAGUACUUGGCCUGGGACCUAACUCUAAGCUUUUGGCUUCCAUCAAGUCCAAAGUGGUGCACUUUGCCAGCAGCUCGAAUGUUCUGCUCACGGUGCAGACAGCCGCACAAGCGGUUCUCCAAGCUGGAUGGUUCGUUUUGCUUCCCACACCCCAGGGCAGGGCCAGAACCUUGUCAACACUUCUACUAAAUUCUGAUAUGGAGUCAAAAAUGUGCAAAUCCGGGCACAGAUUUAUGACAGACCUGCUGGUGUGGUCGCUGAUGGCCGAUCGCGGUCUGGACAACGCUCUAAACGAGUUUCUCAGCGUUGAUAUUUCCGAGAUGGCCAACCUAGACGAGACUUGCGAGAUCGGAUCUUCACCACUUGCUAUACCGCUACUCUAUCUGGUUCGACAGCUAAUCCGGAAUAGUUCCACUAUGACUCAGAGUGCCAUGAAGGAAUGCUCGAGUGGCAGGAGUGGGUCGCAAAAGUCGAACGCAGCACCCAGCUUGAAACUACUGCAAAGGUUUCAAAGGCUGCUGAUAGGAAAACUUCUGCACAAUUCCGAGUGCAGAGAGUCGGCAGAAACUCUUCUGGCAAAGUACCUGGAAUGUCUCGGCAAGCAUGCAACUACAACGUUGAACAUCGCUUACGAUAUGUGCAUCGCUAACGCAAAAAACUUCGUGUAUGCCAUGCAGGUGCUCAAGACUGAUUUAAUUGGAGUUUUACUGCCUGAACUGGUCGUUAGCCUGGUGCUGCUCGAGCAGAGCCGGGAAAUGUUUCUCAUAUCCAUGGACUGGCUGGCCUGUUUCAAGGAAAUGCUCCGAUGCAUGGAUAAACUGUGCAGAGUUGCACCUGAAAUAGACAGUCUCGACCUGGACGACAUCAGUUGGCCUGGUGUUUCUCAGGUAGCAGAGGAAUACUCGCUUUUAACCGGCUUGACUGUAGCUUCAUUUCAGUCAAAGCUUCCAAAUUUCUCGCACAAACUGCACGACGAUUUACCAUUGAUUAGAAAAGCCGAUCUGGAGAACCACAAUCUGGAUGGAGGAAGAUGGUUGGUGUUGAAUAAUCGCGUCUACGAUGUGCAAGACUUCCGCAGCGAUAAUCCCACUGUUAUGGAUGUCCUUCAGAGGUUUACUGGCAAGGACGCCAGCCACGUGAUAAACACGUCGUUUCCGCACUUGCUGCCCUCGAUCGAACACUAUCUUGUCGGCAAUUAUUGCCUUCCUGAACCAGAAGCUGCGGUCGGGGGCAAUUUGGAGUAUAUGUACACGUGCUCGAUGCUCUUGGAGUGUGAAAGAAACUUGGGGUUCCUUUUAGGUCUGCACGCCUUCAACUUGCGCCAAAGCCUUCCACAAAAGGAGGAAGAACGGCAGUCGAAACAAUGGAUUACUGCGCGCUUUCUCUGCGGAGGACUUCAAGUGGAACAACCACCCAAUCCCUACGAGGAGGAAAAAGGAGAGUCGAGGAGCACAAAUUCCACCGCUGACAACACGCCAACGGAAGCCAGCAGAGAGAAUCUCAGCCACAGACCUCUGAAGAGCUUUCACCUACCAAUCGACCGCAUAAACUGCUUUAUUAGUGCACUGGCUGAGAGCAGAUUGUCGGAUCAGUACGUAAUAGCGUUUCUAGCGGUUAUAGAGCAGCAUUCAAAAGCCAACAACUAUCUCACCAGAGUGGAUUUUUCUUUUGAACAUCCCAUAGAAGAAAUAGGCAGGGUUCUGUUUGCGGUUUUGAUUAAGCAUUUAGGCUUGGGAUAUGUUUUACUGCCUAUUUUAGAUGCAUAUUCCACUCAACCGAAUAAUCUGAGAGUGCCGCGAUCAAUCACGGAAAUGAUUCGACUGGUGCACCAAAGCAAGUGGAAUCUGAUCAAACUGAGACAGGAGGCGAAUAAGAGCUACAAAGAGAUCUGCAUACCGCUGUUGGAGAAAUGUCGCUUUCUCUUGUACGAAGUGAAGCCGGCUAUUAGUGUUGAGAUGGAGGCCUUUAAGAAAGUCAACGCUCUAUACAAGGAGCCGCGGGUUAGAACGCUGGUCAAAAAAGUGAUUAAAGACUUGAAAUGCGGCAGGCACACGUCAGACAUCCAGAAGCCCGAAGACAUUGUGAACGCCACCAUUCAAUCGCAAACCAUCGACCGAAAAUCGCACGAAGACCUGGUGAAGCAGUCGAUGAAGAAGGCCCCGUCCGAUGGAAAGAUUGCCGAAAGCAAGAGCGAAACGGACGACAUGAACAACGAAAUUAAAAAUGGGGCUCAGAAAGGUGACGCCCGAAACGGACUGUCCGAGCCAUUUGCUUCGAACGCUCUGAAAAACCCGGUGGAGGACUGGAUCUACAUGUCGGAGGAAACCGAACUGGAUGAGAAAUGGAAUGUGGAAAAGCCGGAAAAUCCGCUGCGAAUCGAACCGAAUGCUGAGGAGAAGGACAAAAAGUUGGAAAGCAAUGUGCGGCUAUCAGGUAUCGUUACGAAGCUCACCGAGAAGCAAAUGAGCAGAGUGUGCUCCGAUAACCUCCACCUGAUAGGGAUGAUUCUGGAUUUUGUAACGCAAUCUAACUGUGAUAUUGAUACGCUAAGGAAAGUCAUGUACUUUCAGGUGAAACGAUCGAAAAUUCGCAAGACUGGGCUGCACAUGAUCACACAUCUGAUAGACGAAACGUUCCUGUUAACAUCGGUGAAAUAUUCAAUAAUUAAUGGCUAUCUGGGCCUGGAUAAACGCGACAAUCAAGCACAGCACUGUUUAGAGAACAUCCACCUCGUAACGCCGUUCCUAAAAACGGAAAUGCUGCUGGCUCAACUGAAUAUUGUUGAGUGGUGCAUUCGCAACUUGAGAAAUUACAUUCUUCGAGAUGUGCCGUCGAAGGCCUCGAAACUGAAAGGGAAUGCGAAAGUUUCGUUAAACCUCGGCACGUACACUUUGCUGCGCGACAUUCCCAGAGCCAGAAUGCUGCUUGCGUUACUGGGAAUCCUGGCCUCCAACUACUACAAUGCUUUGGAGCUGAACCCAUUGAUCAAUAGUGGAGUUCUCUCUUCGGUUCUUGCUUUGCUGAAGCAAACUGGAUGCGACCAAGCCCUAGUGAGGAAAGUUUCGGAGUUCUACGUUCUCUAUGCGGAUGCAGUCGAUGUGAAUAGGCCGCGGGCUAGGGUUCUAAACGGCAGUGAGCUGACGAAGUUAAUGAAGAUUGGCGCUAAAGUGGCGCGUGGCGCUGACUGGAAAUGGGGCGAUCAGGACGGGAUACCGCCUGGAGAAGGCCGCAUCAUCGGCGAGCUGGGAGAGGAUGGCUGGAUUCGCGUGGAAUGGUCAAACGGGACAACCAACAGCUACCGCAUGGGGGUGGAAGGAAAAUUCGACUUAACAGUGACCUCACCGCCGUCUCCAGUUUCUUCGGAGAGUGAAACCACCGACGAAUCAUGCGAAAGAAGUUCGUACCUCAUCAGAGACAACCAACUCAUCAAACUGCUCCGAGAUAUGAGCUUAAAUUUCCUGCGCAAUUUGACAAUGAGCGCAGCAUUGUCGAAUGACGAUUUGCAUUUUACGUCUCUUCAUGGACUGGGCAGCCUGUUUUGUUCUGUGCUAAACUCCAACAACUCAGACUGGUGCUCAUUGACACUGAUUCGAACCAUCUGCCAAACCCAACAGCUAUGCAGGGCCUUCAGCACCAAGCCUUGGAUCAGCAUGCUGCUGGGAUUCUUAUGUCCGCCAAAUAGCAUCGGAGGAAACGAGUUUAACUUACCGAAGCAAAUUUUUACCGUCCGCUUGCUUCAAACGGUCUUGCAGGCCUGGGACAUGGAAAAUCCGGACAUCCCUUCAGUGCUGGAAAAGCUGUUGAACAUUUUGGGGAAUAUAAUCAUAACGUGCUGUUAUGAUACGGGAAACAAACCGUUGUCCAGCAAUAAAUCGCUGGUUCUGCUUACGCAAAGCCACAGCAGCACUUUGGCCCAGGAGCUUAUUCAUUUGUUGCGCAGCUUGCAUGGAGUGCUCGGCUGGAACCAGAUUCUUAAUGUCAUUUUGAAUCAGAAGCUAAACCUGGCUGGAUACUUUCUAAGUGAUCUGUCCACUUUGAACGACGCCCUCAAUUCUGACCAGCAGCAUUUCCUGGUUGUGGCUUGUCUGAAUGUGAUCGGAGCUUGGGACGUUCGACCUCGAGUGGGAGCUCUGGCUGAAAUCGACAAUACAGUUGGCACAGUUACUCGCGUAACUCCAAAGGGCCGAUUGUGUAUUCAGCUGCACGACAGCGGCGAACUUCGCAAGGUUUCGAUCAAGGAUCUGAAGCUCAUCCCAGCGCCCGAGUUUAACUUCGAGAAAAUGUCAUUGAACGAAAGCUCCAUCAAAACCUGGGCCAACUUGCUGUUGAUCAGGCACAGCUCGCUUAACAGCCACGACCGUAAAUCCUACCAUGGUCAGGUGAAUUUGGCGUAUUUAAGGACUCAGCAGAACAUUUUGAGCGCUCUAAAUGCGACCAGAGUGCUGAAGUCCAAUCAGUAUCGGCUGCGAAAGGUUUUAAAGUUUCCGGUCAACGGAAUGGACCAGUCGCAAGAGCAGCAGUCCAUAGAGGAGGAGCUCAAUCAGCAACCGGUUUUGUUGGUGCAAAAGUUGCUAGUGAAAGCCACCCAACCAAGUCCAUUAAAGCCUGGGUUCAGUUUGCAAGAAAUGCAGCUGGCCGCAUUGAACCUCAGCCAGUACUUGGCUGCUGAAGGCAAUUUUGAAAUUCCUUGCGGCAUUAACAACGAUAAACCGGUGACGGGCAGCGUGUGCAUCAAGCCAACAAUGAGCGAAAUUGCCACACCCAACAGCGAAUGUUCCAUAAAAAGCGUGAUGAGUGAAAAAACCAGCAAGCGCAUGGAGCUGGAUGACGAGCCGGUAGUUCACCCAAUUGUACACCAAAUUGUAGAAAUGGGCUUUACCAAGAAAGCGGUUGAAUUUGCCAUCAAAUCUCUAGCCAUCGCUCCGGAAAACCUUGUAAGUCCAGAGGUAGUAAUCAGCUGGCUGUUGGAGCAUCCUGAGGUGGCAGCCGAAGAUACCGAGUCCAUAAGCUCCAUUUAUGAAUCCGACACCGAAUCCUUUUCGUAUGACAAUGCAAUCGGGCAAUGUAUGGGAACUUAUGGAGAUGAAAACCAGGAGUCUGGAACGCAGUAUUGCAGACGGUCGCAAUUCCUGUCCAAUGAUGAAUACGCCAUGUAUGUGCGCGAUAAUGUGGAAGUGGGCAUGCUGGUGAGAUGUUGCAAAAACUACGAAGAAGUUCAAAUGGGCGAUAUUGGGAAAGUGGUGAAAAUCGACAGAGAGGGGUUGCACGAUCUAAACCUUCAGGUGAACUGGCAGCACAAAGUCAGCACGUAUUGGGUGCGAUUCAUUCAUGUCGAACUGCUCGGUUUUCCUCCAUCGAUGCCCUCACCUGCCACCAUCAAAGUGGGCGACAAAGUGCGCGUGAAACCGACAGUGACCACACCGAGGUACAAAUGGGGCUACGUGACCCACGAUAGUGUGGGCGUGGUAGCCGCAAUAGCGCCCAACGGACACGACGUUACCGUCGACUUUCCAAAGCAGCAAAACUGGACGGGACUUUUGUCGGAAAUGGAAGUGGUGCCUUCGAGCCAUGAGGGCAUUUCCUGCAACAGUUGCUGCGUGCAACCGAUCAAGGGCCCUAGGUUCAAAUGCAAAGUGUGCGAUCGCUACGACUUGUGCGACAACUGUUUCUAUACCAAGAGGAACCACGGCCACAGUUUUGUGCGCGUUCAAGAACCGGGGAGUCCGGAAAUUUAUGCAGGCAAAGCUGGCCGCUACUACCGCCAAGACACCACAGAAACAGAAGGCGAAGUGACAACGGAAUGGAAUCGAAUCGUAAAAAACGUGACGUUUUCCUCAAAGUGUGGAGUUCGAUUCGAUCUGCCCGGCUCGGUUUGGCAGAGCAACGGAUCCCAAGGGAAGCACUGGAUCAGGCUGGAAAUCUGCCCCAACGUGACCGUUAAAAGCUUGAAAAUCGGCGUCGACCCCUAUGAUAACAGUUACAUGCCUUCGGUGAUCGUCGUUAAUGGAGGAAGCAGUGUAAACGCGCUGUUCAAGCUGAACUCUGUAUCAGUCAAAAACCAGGACACGUCCGUUCAGCUGCUGUCCAACGUUGAAAAGUACUACCCGAUUAUCGAAAUCAACAUCACCAAGUGCCGGAACAACGGCAUCGAUUGCAAGAUCCAUGGGAUUUUUAUAGCUGGUGUCAAAAGGCAUUGCAUUGAGGACUUUCGGACGUCCGUGUCCUUUCUGGCUAAUGAUUGGGACUUGAAUGAGGACGCAAUUCCUGCACCGACGACAGUUAACAUGUACCGGGACGACUUCUGUACUCCCGGCAGCACGUCGGGAUGUAAGGUGUUUGUAUGGGGCUUGAACGACAAGGAUCAAUUAGGUGGUAUGAAAGGCUCCAAAGUGAAACUGCCCAUUCAAUCCGAUUUCCUCAGUCAACUUGCACCCGUCGACAUGGCUGGCGGGUCCAAAUCGCUCUUCAUAGUGUCUCAGCAGGGAAAGUUAUACGCAUGUGGAGAAGGUACGAAUGGCCGCCUCGGUUUGGGUCAUAGUCUGAACAUUCCGCAUCCGCGGCCUGUGCCAUUCCUAAGCCAGUAUGUUGUGAAGAAAGUGGCGGUGCAUUCUGGCGGCAAACAUGCCAUGGCGCUCACGAUGGACGGCAAAGUGUUUUCGUGGGGCGAAGGCGAGGAUGGAAAGUUGGGGCAUGGCAACAGGCUCAACCUGGACAAGCCAAAGCUGAUUGAAGCCCUGAAGAGCAAGAAAAUUCGGGAUAUUGCGUGUGGCAGUUCGCAUUCGGCAGCCAUCUCCAGUGGCGGUGAAUUGUACACUUGGGGAUUAGGGGAAUAUGGUAGAUUGGGGCAUGGAGACAAUGUCACUCAGCUUAAACCCAAAAUGGUGAAAGCCUUAGUUGGCCAUAGAAUCGUGCAGGUAGCUUGUGGAAGUAGAGAUGCCCAAACACUGGCGCUGUCCGACCAGGGACAAGUUUUUAGCUGGGGUGAUGGAGAUUUUGGGAAAUUAGGACGAGGCGGAUCUGAAGGCUGCAACGUGCCACACAACAUUGAAAGACUGAAUAACUUAGGAAUAGUCCAAAUAGAGUGUGGAGCACAAUUCUCUCUCGCCUUGGCCAAAUCUGGUCAGAUUUGGACGUGGGGGAAAGGCGAUUAUUUCCGACUGGGCCAUGGCACCGACCAGCACAUCAGAAAGCCCACUUUGGUUGAUUGUUUGAAGGAUAAGGUGAUCGUCCAUGUGGCUGUAGGCGCGCUUCAUUGUCUGGCUGUCACCGACAGUGGCCAGGUCUAUGCUUGGGGCGACAACGAUCAUGGGCAACAGGGCAAUGGAUCGACGUCCGUAAAUAAAAAGCCCGCUCUUGUACAGGGACUGGAAGAUGUCCAGAUUAAUAGAGUCGCUUGUGGCAGUUCUCAUUCUAUUGCCUGGAUUUUGCACGAUAACCAAACCAUCACUAAGGCUGAGCCGGUCAUUUUUGCAGCCCCCAAAGACCCACUGGGGUCGGCCAUGCUAGGACUAUACGACGGCGAAAAGGUGCCACUGAAAAGCUCGAGCAAAAACGCACCCACACUCAGCAGUAUUGUGAUGUCGCUGGAAAGUAACACGGCCAAACAGCAGGCUUUGCAGCACGUCCUCAAUGCCAUGCACAUCCAGCAGCUUCGGCAGGCUCUUGUUAAAGCGCUCAGCAGCCAUACGAAUGUGACCAAUCAACCUAUGAAGUCGGGCGAGACUUUGGAAAUGGAAAAAGAGAGAAAUACACAAAACCCCGGAGUGGAACCGGCGGCCUUAUCAGGAGGUGGCGAAGCCCCCGUAUCUAUUUCGGAAAUCACCGACUUGCCAGCGUCGCACAUCAGUCCAGAGCAAGAGGACAGUCCGGUGAUGUUGCUCCAACAAUCUAUGACUGCCAGCAGCUGUUCGGCCAGUCUUUCGUCGAAGCACAGCAAAAUGUCUACAAGCGCGAUGAGUGUGAUUGCGGCCACUCUGACUAGCCAUGCAGAAGUCGUAGGGGACAGUGGCUUGAGUGGCUUGGACGACUUAACAUCGCUGCUGUCGGAAAAUGAUUCCAGACUAAUUGUCGAUCUGUUGAAAUUGGCCGUUGCCGAACGUAUCGAAAGCCAACAGGCUAAAGAGAUUCUCUCAACGACGCUCAUAACCAUGGGUUCAGUGAACGCACCAAUUGGUUCAAUGCUGUUGGAGUUGUGCGUUACCGAGCUGGAGGACAUAGCCAAUAGCAAGCAGCCCUAUCCGAGCACACCCAAUCCCGUGGUGCAAGAAUCGAACCAUCCAUACUUUGAUGACAUCAAGCUCAGUGGGCACGUGCGAUUGCCAGGCGCUGAAGCUCUGAGGUUGGAGUUCGAUAGAAGAUGUUCAACAGAGCGUCGGCAUGACCCCCUUACCAUCACCGAUGGAACGGGCCGAGUGAUUGCCAUGCGAAGUGGCAGAGAGUGGUCGGAUUGGUCGGCAGAGUUGCGAGUGCCCGGCGACGAACUGCACUGGACGUUCAGCAGCGACAGUUCAGUGAAUGGCUGGGGAUGGAGAUUUACCGUUUAUCCAGUCGUGUCGAAUAACGGAAUUUUGGAGAUCUGCUCCGACCGGGCGAUUCUGAGCCAACCCUCCAUAGACAUGGUGAUGCUGUUACUGGACGUUCGCCUCUAUGCCUCAGCAGAUUACGGGCUCUUGUCGCGAUUGGCUGCUUCCCUCAUUGCUUGCUCACAGCUCAGCUUUUUGUCAGCCAAUCAGCGAAUGUGGGCCUUGCAGAAAGUGCACCGGCUUCUAAUCGACACGAAAAACAGCAGUCCAAUCGAGCAGCUUCAGCGUCUAAAUCCGCCAGAUGGUGCCCUAACAGAUUUCCGCGAAGAACUGCCUCGUAUCCUCUUGAGGCAGUUUGAGUACGAGGACAGCUCGGUUAGAGCCGGCUUGCAUCUGAUGCAUUCCGAUUUCUUCAAAGUGCUAGUGGCGCUGGCUUGCGAUCUAGAGAUGGACCAGAGCAGCGGCAUUGCCGAGGACCAUAAAUGGAUUUGGUUUAAGCGCUACUGUAAUGCAGCAAGAGUGGCCAAAUCGUUGAUUCAGCGCGCCUCCUUGCCUAUGGAAUUUUGCAGGGAAGUGCGCAAGAAGAUUCUGGACGGACAAACCAAGAACCUGAACUGUUUGCCCGGCGACUACUUGGAGCACGAGAACCAUCAGGUGUUCAAAAAGCAGCACGACGAGCAACUGCUGAUUUGGUUGAACAGGCGUCCGGACGACUGGACAUUGAGCUGGGGUGGCUCAGGAGCGAUCUAUGGGUGGGGCCACAAUCACCGAGGGCAGCUGGGCGGCAUAGAGGGCCCGAAAGUGAAAACGCCCACCCCGUGUGAGGCGCUGAGCCAAUUGAGACCAAUCCAGUUAGUGGGCGGUGAGCAGACUUUGUUUGCUGUUACCACCGAUGGAAAAGUCUACGCCACCGGGUAUGGAGCAGGGGGCCGGCUGGGCGUGGGCGGCUGUGACAGCGUUCUAGUCCCCACGCUGUUAGAGUCCAUACAGCACAUUUUCAUCAAAAAAAUCGCAGUGAACUCCGGGGGAAAGCACUGUUUGGCGCUCUCCGUAGACAACGAGGUCUACUCAUGGGGCGAAGGAGAAGAUGGAAAGCUGGGCCAUGGAAACAGGAUUUCCUGUGAGAAGCCCAAACUCAUCGACGCGUUUCAAGCACUGGAAGUGGUUGAUGUCGCUUGCGGCGGGGCGCAUUCAGCCGCUAUCACCGCAUCAGGGCAUUUGUAUACGUGGGGCAAAGGACGGUAUGGGCGUUUGGGCCAUGGGGACAGCGAGGACCAACUCAAGCCCAAAUUGGUGGAGGAAUUGGCCAACUACAAGGUGGUUGGAGUGGCUUGUGGAUCGGGCGACGCCCAAACGUUGUGCAUCACCGACGACGACAACGUGUGGUCUUGGGGCGAUGGCGACUACGGAAAAUUAGGAAGGGGAGGAUCGGACGGUUGCAAGGUUCCAACGAAAAUCGAGAGCUUAGCCGGCCUGGGGGUGAUGAAAGUGGAAUGUGGGUCGCAGUUUUCCAUUGCCCUCACUCGGUCCGGAAGUGUGUACACUUGGGGAAAAGGGGACUAUCAUCGACUGGGCCAUGGCACUGCCGACCACGUGCGGCGCCCCAAGAAAGUGGCAGCGUUGCAAGGGAAGAAAAUUGUCUCCAUUGCCACUGGAUCUCUGCACUGUGUGGCCUGUUCAGAAGAAGGAGAGGUAUUUACGUGGGGCGACAACGACGAGGGCCAGUUGGGCGAUGGCACCACCAGCGGCAUUCACAUCCCACGGCUCAUCUCGUGUCUGCAACCCAAAGUGAAAAAGAUCACGAACGUCGCCUGCGGCUCAGCCCACACUUUGGCAUGGUCAACCGACAGUUCCGUGAGCGCCCGAUUGCCUGCCGGAGCUCCCAUCGAAUACGACUUGCUCCAGGAUAUUCCCACUUGGGUGCUGCAUAGAAGGCUGGUGCUCUUGCACCAUUUCACCGAACUGAUCUGUCCGUGCAUCGCCAUGUUUCCCAUCACGGGCGAAGAGUCGCUGCACGAGCUGAGAAAUAUCCUGAUCUACUACAUCAAAGAGUCGACGUUCAGGAAAGUGGUUCAGGCCACCAUGGUUCGGGACAAGCAUCACGGGCCUGUUGUGGAACUAAACAGGUGGGGAAAGUGUCGAUGACUGUGGCGGAGGAUACAGCGAGUCGAUUGCUGAAAUGUGCGACGAAUUGCAGAACGGUUCCUUACCGCUGCUAAUACCCACUCCCAAUGGCCGAGAAGAGGCGGGAGCAAAUAGGGACUGCUUCGUUUUCAACCCUACAUCAAAAACCUGUUUGCACUUGAAUAUGUUUAGGUUCCUAGGCGUUUUAAUGGGGAUCGCCAUCCGGACUGGAUCGCCGCUGAGUCUAAGCUUGGCUGAGCCAGUCUGGAAGCAGUUAGCUGGAAUGGAUUUGACGCCAGCAGAUUUAACUGAAAUCGAUCGCGACUACGUUCCCGGGUUGCUCUGUAUCAGAGAUGCCGGCCCCGAUGAGCCACUCUUUCAAAAUCUUGAGAUGCCGUUCAGUACGCCGUCUUCGUGUGGUGUUGACGUACCGUUGAGUACCAAAUACAAGCGAAUCACUUUUGAAAAUCGGCUGGAAUACGUCAGGCUUGCUUUGAAUUUCCGGAUUCAUGAGUUCGAUGAGCAGGUGAAAGCAGUGCGAGAUGGAAUGUCCAAAGUGGUGCCUGUGCCUUUGCUGAGCCUGUUUAGCGGCUACGAGUUGGAGACGAUGGUGUGCGGCUCACCAGAUAUACCGCUGACCUUGCUGAAAUCCGUCGCUACUUAUAAAGGCAUGGACAGCACAGCUCCAUUGGCGCAAUGGUUCUGGGAAGUAAUGGAGGAUUUUACCAAUCAGGAGCGAUCGCUUUUCCUGCGUUUCGUUUGGGGCAGAACUCGCCUGCCGAGGACCAUUGCUGACUUUCGAGGCAGGGAUUUUGUCAUUCAAAUUAUAGAGAAGUACAACCCGCCCGACCACUUUUUGCCUGAAAGUUACACGUGCUUUUUUCUAUUGAAAAUACCCAAAUACUCGUGCAAGCAUGUUCUGCAGCAAAAGCUGAAGUACGCAAUACACUUUUGUAAAUCGAUCGACAAAGAUGAAUACGCCAGAGUAGCGAUAGCGGGCGAUUUGGCUGUGAGUUCGAGUUCCGAUGUAGAAAGCGACCCCGAAAUGGACAGUAGUACCUAGUCAUCUUGCAUAAUCGACAAUGCCCGUCCAAAUCCAUCAAUUUACGACUUGAUUUGAUGAUUGAUUGUUUCAGAAGAACCGCACAGCUCUGGCAGAUAGGUUUAAUAGUCGGUUAGAAUGCUACCAUUAUAUUAAUGUCGUCAAAUAAAAAACGCACUCAGUUUGCCAAUUAUAUGGUAGUUGUCGUAAGACGCGUUCUCGUUUAAGUAAGGGCUUGGUUCUGUGCAAAAUCAGUAGAUCGCUUGCUAAGAAUAAACUGUCCGCAACACUUAAAAAAAUAUGCGAACCCGUUUAUUUAGUCAAUGCUUUACUUUAGGGGAACAAAACGCCAAUUUUAAACUCGCAUUUUUGAAUUGAACCCAACGUGCAACAUUCCUUUUUAUUUUUUUCUAUGAGGGAAAUUAAUGUUGUUUUAUAUUAAGUUGUUAAGUAUUUUUGAAAGAAUUGUUCUUGGUAUGUAUUGAUGUAUCUAGUCAUCAUGUUAGUGCACUAUAAACUCUUCAUUAAUUACGA